This is a messenger RNA of Fusarium graminearum PH-1, 1626 nucleotides long. RefSeq lists its product as uncharacterized. The transcript is spliced from 3 exons. Lineage: Eukaryota; Fungi; Ascomycota; Sordariomycetes; Hypocreales; Nectriaceae. Bases 1 to 1626 code for a protein of 541 amino acids. The record is from RefSeq and is a predicted model, not a curated record.
AUGCCAAUCCCAGUCCCACUUUCCCUGUUUAUUUUCCCAACCAUCAACAUCCUCCUCCGGAUCCGAUUUCACUCAUCUCAAUGCCAACCCGUCUUGUUACACGUCGCACCCAGUUCUCAAGCUGCGAUGAGUGCCGUAGAUCCCGCCUUAGGUGCGACAGAAAUCCACCUGGAGACUCAUCGUCGUCCUGCACACGAUGUCGGAACCGGAAUCAGGCUUGUACCUUUCAGAACAAAUACUUCAAGUGCAAAGAGAAAGUUCCGUCGUAGCACAACAUCACGGCCAUCAAGCGAUACACCUUCGACACACGCUAGCCAUGUUACAGAGGCUCCCGAAACACAUGCCCUUCGGCAGGCUCGUGUUUUCGAAGCAGAUAUCGCUAUCUCCGGUGAUACUUUGACGGGUUCGGCUGUCCUAGAGUCCGUGUCACCACCACGGUACACAAACCCUUCCAGAGGCUAUGUGGUGAAUGACAGUAUGGAGGACCUUGAUACCACAUGGCUCGAUACCUUAUACAGAGAAGGAUUCGAGGUUGUGUUUGGCUCCUGGAUGGGUAGCUAUAGCUGUCCGUUCUUAUUUGGCCACACUCUGGCCGAUAAAUAUGUCAGUAUAUCUGAUCUCUGCCGCCAUCUUGAUGGGUGUAUAGUAGACUCGGGUAAUAGUCAAGUAGCUGGCCGAGACGAGGAAGCUGAACUAUCUCUGCAAAGCACUAUUUGUGCCUUUGCUGCGCGCUGGCUCCCUGUGACUUCUGCAGUGGAAUCUUACCAAGGUCACUGCAACCUUGUACAGAGUCUCUGGAGACACGCCCGACGAGACAUGUUGCGCAUUAUCAAUAGACCGUCCUACCGAUCAAUGCUAUCACUGCUUCUCUUUGCCUUGACCCCGAUACCUGAAGGUAUUUCGGAGGAGGAAGAGACGGACGGCAUAUCCGGCCAAGCGUGUGUUCAUGCUGCAUUGCAACAGAUCCAGAAUCUACGAGCCCGCCAAAGGAACCUCCAAUUCAGCGGCUCCAAAGUCUCCCCUUCACUCAGAUCAGAGACCAUCGCGACAACACCAGAAUCGAUCGAGUCUUCUGGCUUCAUCAACGCCGAAAGUACAGUGUACUGGGCCGCCCUGACAUUCGAUACCUCGGCGUCCCUGACCCUCAAUUGCCGCCCUCUGCUGUCUUCUGGACUGUUCGGUUUCGAGUCUGAACUCCCUUGGCGCUUGGUCAGGACUUGUGCAAAGAUGUUUGACGAAAAUGCUCGCCAGUGGAAGCAAGCAAGUGCCGAUAUGACAGAUGAGAGAGCGAAUCAAAUAAUUGCUGCUGGUGCCUCCUGGAAACUUCUAGGGUGGAAGUUGACAGCAAUAUUCAAAGAAGCUCUGCGUGAUGGCCAUGAGGAGCCUGAGGUGCGAAAAGCCUAUUUUGCCGUUGUGGAUUCCAUAAAGCAGUUUGGUAUUGUCUACCGUCCGCUCCUGGAUGAGUGCCACAAGAGAAUGCCGUUUCUUGGUCAAAAGACUAAGCUACGAUGGUGUAGGUUCAGCAUCACUCUAAAGUGGCACCGUAUUGACAGAAAUAAUAGUUUCUCUCAUGCUCCACUAUCACCUCAGCAUAUUGAUGCUUGUCGACAUAAUAGAAGCUACUGA